Messenger RNA from Porites evermanni, 340 nucleotides. The record is from the annotation of a GenBank genome assembly. Lineage: Eukaryota; Metazoa; Cnidaria; Anthozoa; Scleractinia; Poritidae.
UUUCCAACUAGUUUUACAGCAGUGUUGCAAAACGAGUUGCACAUAUUUGUUGCUCUUUUUACUGCAACUUCAGGGAGACUAUUUUUCUGUUAUUUCUUUAUGAGGAACGUUACUGCUGUGUUUUAUGUCUUCGCUUUUACAAACGUUGAAUGGAAGUCCUACGCUAAAACAAGCAGGGAAAAAGAGAGAAUUUCAGCCCUAUGACAUGCUGUUAAUAAUCACUGUUUUUACUUUUUGUUCUUGUGGUAAUAAUUUUCUUUUAGGUGUGUUGUGUAAUUCUUUACAAAUAUUUUGCUCAGUCCUAUUGUUUAACACCACUAACCUGAGCAUGACUUAUAAC